AUGGUCCUUAAGCCAAAUGAAAAGUAUGAUAUUGACACUGAUAGAUUCCUGUCAGUAGCAUCCUGUAUUAUAAAAGAUCGUCUUUAUUUCUUAUCGUGUAAAACGCCACCAAGAAGCACUUCUGCGAUUCAUUUCUUUUCAACAGAUGAUGAACUGUGCUAUGAAAACUUUUAUACCGAUUUUGGACCGUUAAGUCUUGGCCAAUUGUAUAAGUAUUGCAAUAAGUUGAACAAAAAGCUCAAGUCAGCCAAUUUGAACGAGAAACGGAUUGCACACUUUACAUCUUAUGAUGCGCGUAAACGCGCCAAUGCUGCCUUUCUUAUCGGAAGUUAUCAAGUCAUAUACUUAUCACGGACACCAGAGGAAGCGUAUAAACACUUAACACUGAAUGACAAUCGACCAUUCCUACCAUUUCGUGACGCUUCAUUUGGCGCAUCCACCUACCAUUUAACACUGUUGGACUGUUUAUUUGCUGUGAGUAAGGCUUUACUCAAUAAAUUUUUUGAUUUCGAAACAUUCAAUGUAGAAGAGUAUGAACAUUUUGAAAAGGUAGAAAAUGGUGAUCUUACUUGGAUACUACCGAAUAAAUUCAUUGCAUUUUGUGGACCACAUUCCCAGAGUAAAUUAGAAAAUGGCUACCCUCUACACUGUCCAGAAGCCUAUGUUCCAUAUUUUCGUAAAAUGAAUGUGAGCACUAUAAUUCGUCUGAAUAAAAAGCUCUAUGAUGCUCGACGUUUCACUAGCGCUGGAUUUGCGCAUUAUGAUUUAUUUUUCACUGAUGGCAGUUGUCCAUCUGAUCAAAUACUGGAUAAAUUUUUAGAGAUAUGUGAAACUGUUCCCGGAGCAAUUGCAGUACACUGUAAAGCUGGUCUCGGACGUACUGGUACACUGAUCGCUUGUUAUCUGAUGAAGCAUUAUAAGUUGACAUCACGUGAGGUGAUUGGUUGGAUACGUAUCUGCCGCCCUGGCUCAAUUAUCGGACCACAACAGCACUGGUUAGACUUGAAACAACCUUUUUGUUGGCAAAGUGGUGAAAAAUUCAGAGAGAAACAACGACAACUGGCAUCGAGUACAAAUCAUUUUGAACCGCAUACUACUACUACUACUAUUAUCAGUAGUAGCAUUAGUGAUGGUGGAAGUUAUAAUCUAUAUGAUUCUAUUAAAAAAGGAAAUGCGCUGUUUUCAUACAGUGGUGCUGGUGGUGGUGGUGACUCUUCUUCUUCUACUACUACUACUGCUCCGCAUAACAAUGAUUCCGUAAUGUCCACAUAUUCAGAAAGCAGUCUUUCAUUGAAGAAUACCGACGCUAAUCCAGUCCCAAGAUCUACUGAUGCUUCAGGUGAUCUUGCUACUAUGCACCAUAGUAGUGUCAUUUCGUCGACAUCUCCUGAUGCCUUAUUUAAUAUUAAUAAAUGUUCUGUUGAUGAUUACUCGAAUCCACAACACAAUCAUGUGUCAUUUGCUGUCGACAGUGUUACCAAUACCAAUAGUAAUUCAAUUAGCAGUGACGCUAAAACUGAUUCAACAACUUUAGUGAAUGAUGAUGACUCUACGACUACAAAUAGCAGUGAUAAUAGUAGUAGUGCUAGUAUCACUGAAUCAUCCCUCAAUAACACUCUCACCAGUACAAAUGGCAGGUCAACUACUCAUGCUGGUUACAGUAUAAUUGUACAAAAUGUCAAUAGUGUACAACCGUCGACGAAAGAAGAUACACAACUGAGUACGUCUGAACCGAAGACAGAUUCAUCUGUGUCAAAAUCUAGUUCAGAUGUCUCCUCUAAGUAUAUAAAUCGUGAAGUUAUAAUCAAUUCUAGUGUGGUAAAUAAACAAAAAUUGAAGAAUCCAUCUGGUAAAUCGAAUUCAAAGACACGUCUCACUCAAGGUGAUCAGUUGAAUAGAAUUAAGGCAAUGCGACGUCAAACUCAUCAACGUACAACGGAUCACCAUCAUCAUCAUCAACAUCCUCAUCAUAAUAGUAGUACUCCAAACUAUAACAAAAUAACUUGUAGUUAUAAUAAUUUAAUUGAUAAAAUGAAUCGUGCAUCCAGUGGUCCAAUAGUCUGUAAUGAUGACCAGUCAAUGUAUCGUAUGAUAUCGUCAUGUACUUCAUCACUGACCAAUAUCCAAGAUGUUAUAAUGCCUCAGUCGAAAUUAAUCCAAUCAUCUAGUGCUGACAAUUUCAAUAUUAACUUUGUCUAUCCAAAUACUAAAGAUGAUGAACAACUUGAAAGUGCCUCUCCUGUAGAUGGUAGUCAUGAUUCAUUAAGAUUGAAAUCUUUACACCCUAAAUUAACAUCUCCAACACCUGUUGGUCAUUUACGGCUUUCACGACAUUCUAAUCGGCGGUCAACAAGUCGGAAUAUCGGUUCGAUUACAGUCAAAGUGAGAAAUAAGUUUGGAGUUAAACGUACAAAACCUACUGUCACUGUCUUCUCUGAUAACAUCAAUGAUGACAAUAAUAAUAAUAAUAAUAAUGGAGGAGGAGGGGAAGCAGGAGGCGGGGGCUUGAGUGAAGUGAAUGACAAGUCGCCGGCUAACUCAUCAUCAUCAUUACUAUCACCGUACAGAACUGGUCCACCAAUCACAAUAAACAAUAUCUCCACGUCUAUGAUAAUGAUGCAAAGUAAUAAUAAUGCACCACUGCCAAUGAAAUCUACAUUAGUGAAGAGGAAAAGUUCUCUAGGUAGUGUUGCACCUUGUGGUGUAUUCACUGCUGCCGGUUACAAUACACAGGGCAACAAUACUCAUAACAAUGAUGUAAAUAACAAUAAUAAUAAUAAUAAUAAUAGUAACAGCUCAGGAAAUGCAUAUUUGCUGAAUAACAACACCGUGAAUAACAGAUUAAGUGCACUGUACACCUCAAAAUGGCUUCCACCAUCGUCGUCUACAGUAUCACCGAGUAGUCGAAAUGGCUUCAGUGAAUUUUUAAAUUCAGUCAUUGUUGAUUAUGGUGAGAAGGGUACUACCCAGAACACUACUACUACGAGUACCAGUAAUACCGGUAUUAGCUGUAAUAAUAAUAAUGAUAAUAACAAUAGUAUUGGUAUUAAACAUAACACUUCUACGUACAAUUUACGCCGACACGCUCAUCUGGAACGCCAACAACUCUAUGCCCAAAAACCACCUGAACUGAUAAGACAGAAGCCACAAACGCAUUCGUAUAAACCGAAGACAGUGAAAGUCUUGCCACCGGAUAGAACACAGCAAAUCUAUUCACCACAGUGUACUCCAGUUCCUCUGUCGUCUUCCUCUAAUUGUAAUAAUACAAUGAAAUGUUCAGAAACGAAGACAGUUCGUCUGCCUAUGACACAGUUGAACUAUCAAGAACCUUUAUUCACUCGCAGUAACUUAUCAAACGAAAUCAACAAGUUUUCUUCACCUACAAACUCGAAUUUUGCAAAUUACAGGGAACCAUAUUUUACACGAUCAGUUCAUGCUCAAGCAUUGCAUAAUUCUAUAACAGAUUUCUCUGAUGUAUUACCUCGACCACAGUCAUCUGAUUAUUGUAGUACGCCUCCAUCGUAUAUAUCAUUACCGUCAACAUCUCAAAAUGCCUAUACAAUAGCAACAACAACAACGCGUUAUAAUACUUCAUGCUCAAAUCAGUCAUCAUUACAACAAGAUGACAACGAUGGUUCUGAGGAUGUUGAAUCGUCAAAAUCAAAUCAACCGAUUGGUCUGUCUUCGACUUCACUUCCGUCAAGAUUUCGUUUCCGUCAUUUGAAUGAAGCCAGUACACCGACGACGAAUGAUCAAAACCAGAUUAAUAUUAUAAAACGUAAACGUAUUCGUGUGAGUUAG
This is a messenger RNA of Trichobilharzia regenti, 3801 nucleotides long. Lineage: Eukaryota; Metazoa; Platyhelminthes; Trematoda; Strigeidida; Schistosomatidae. The record is from the annotation of a GenBank genome assembly.